AUGUCGAAGCCAACCAUAGUACUGAUACCAGGUGCCUGGCACGUCGCCGAACACUAUUCUCUACUGACACCCUACCUCAAUGACGCUGGCUACCAGACGCUACCUCUGACUCUGCCGUCAAGCGGUUCCGAUCCAGCAAUCCCAGACUUCACAGCCGAUGUCGAGGAGGUACGACUUAAUGUAGUCCCGCUGCUCGAUGCUGGAAAGGACGUGGUCGUAGUGAUGCAUUCCUACGGAGGUAUCCCGGGAAGUUCAGCCAUGAAAGGCCUGUCCAAGACGGAUCGUGAAGCUGCUGGUAGACCCGGAGGAGUCACAGCCUUGGUGUAUAUGUGUGCAUGGAUGCUGGACGAAGGCGUGUCAAUGUUUCAAGGUGGUGGUGGCAGAGGCGGAAAAGGAGGACCGUCGAGUUUCAAGAUUGAGAAUGAUCGCUCGACGCACCUCGACGCAGUCAAUGCAAUGUACCAUGACAUGCCGGUGGACGUGGCAGAAGGCUUCGUUGCAAAGAUGCGACCAUUCAGUUUCCCAGUGAGAUAUUCACCAGUCACGUAUGCAGCUUACAAGCACAUUCCAACGACGUACCUGCUUGCGAAAGGAGACAAAAUGAUCGUUUACGAGCGACAAUUGGAGCUGGUGCAGAAUGCUGGCGUGCCGAUCACGACUUUUACGUGUGGCGCUAGCCAUUCGCCGUUUGCUAGCAGGCCGGAGUAUGUAGCACAGGUGAUCAGACAUGCUGCUGGGGAGAAGGUCGACGUGAAGGCGGACUGA
Cyphellophora attinorum is the source of this 765-nucleotide messenger RNA. RefSeq lists its product as uncharacterized. The coding region runs from base 1 to 765 and encodes 254 amino acids. The transcript is spliced from 2 exons. The record is from RefSeq and is a predicted model, not a curated record. NCBI's taxonomy places the organism in Eukaryota, Fungi, Ascomycota, Eurotiomycetes, Chaetothyriales, Cyphellophoraceae.